Messenger RNA from Brenthis ino (lesser marbled fritillary), 2769 nucleotides. NCBI's taxonomy places the organism in Eukaryota, Metazoa, Arthropoda, Insecta, Lepidoptera, Nymphalidae. The record is from the annotation of a GenBank genome assembly.
AUGCGCGCGGACCACGCCGCGCUCUACGCGUGGCUCGUCUGCUGCGCAGCCGCUCUCUCUACGCACAAGUAUAGCACCCGCGUCAUACGGACCAAGUACGGACCAUUGCGCGGGAUCGUGGUGCAUUCGCAUCCUCAAGUCGAGGCGUACCUUGGCGUACCGUAUGCUACUCCGCCUCUAGGUAGUCUCAGAUACAUGCCGCCAGUUACGCCCUCGCAGUGGCGAACAACGCGUUUGGCGGAUGCGUUAGGGCCUGCGUGUCCUCAAGUACCCCCGGCUACUUCACCCCGUGAGGAAGCCUUGUUGUCACAUCCCCGUGCUCGAAUCCGCCAACUCGAGCGUCUGCUUCCAAUGCUUGUUAAUCAGAGCGAGGACUGCCUCUACGUCAAUCUCUACGUUCCCGUUCAUGGUUUUGAAGAGGAGAGUGAGGGCGCAGGGCUGCCUUGCCUUGUGUUUGUGCACGGAGAUUCGUAUGAGUGGAGCUCGGGUAAUGCAUAUGAUGGCACGACGCUGGCUGCACACGGAGACAUUAUUGUAGUUACUAUCAACUUUAGAUUAGGUGUACUGGGAUUUCUAAAGACUGGCGCAAAAGGAUCGGCACAGGGUAAUUUUGGGCUAAUGGAUCUGGUAGCAGGUCUGCAUUGGUUGAGGGAGAAUCUCCCAGCGUUCGGAGGAAAUCCUGAAAAAGUUACACUGAUGGGACACGGAACUGGUGCAGCACUUGCUAACUUUCUUGCCGUUUCGCCAGUUGCUAGAGAACUACUGAAGCGUGUCAUCUUGUUAAGCGGGUCGGGGCUUAGCUCAUGGGCGUUGCAGAGAGAACCGCUCACGAUAAAAAGAAAGGUUGCGGAGCAGACUGGAUGCCACGGGGAUUUGAUGGAGGACGACUUGGCGCCAUGCCUGCGCAACAAGCCGCUGGCCGAGUUGCUCGCCGUCAGGCUCGACCCGCCCCGCUUCCUUCCCGGCUUUGCCCCAUUUGUCGACGGCACCGUUAUUGUAAAUCCAUCUUCUGCGCCACCACCUAACGACAAUUCACGUCUGGGUGUGGGGGCAGCUGCAGUCGCGAGCGCUGCGGGACAUGAAUUAGCUGAUUUUCCUCAUAGAGAGUUGUUAUUUGGUCUCACAACUACAGAAUCUUACUUGGAAUUCAAUGCUCAAGACUUGGAGUUCGGCUUCAAUGAGACUCGACGGGACCGUAUUCUGCGUACUUUCGUACGCAACGCCUACUACUACCACCUCAACGAGAUUUAUUCCACCCUCAAGAAUGAAUACACGGACUGGGACAAGCCCGUGCAAAAUCCGCUUAGUGUGCGCGAUGCGACAUUAGAAGUACUAAGUGAUGGGCGAACAGCAGCGCCUUUGAUAAGGCUGGGUUAUUUGCACGCUCUACGUGGCGGGAUCACAUACUUCACACAUUUUCAUCACCUUUCACAGGAUAAAGACUACCCGCAGCGGCCAGGUUCCGUCCACGGUGAAGAACUCCCGUACUAUCUUGGAGUUCCCUUAUCACAGUCUCAUCACCUGCAAAACUUUACAGCACUGGAACAAAGAGUUUCCAAGUUAUGUAUGCACUACCUCGCGAAUUUCGCUAAAUAUGGCAACCCCAACGAUCCGUCUGCGACGCCGCCGCCCAGUCCCGUGAUGGGGGAAACCCCUUCGCUCGCUCCCGACCAGACGCCCUACUGGGAUACAUACGACACCAUCAACCAGCUUUAUAUGGAAAUUAGCGGUAAGUCGGAGAUGAGGAGUCACUAUCGCGGUCACAAAAUGUCGUUGUGGUUGUCCCUCAUACCGCAACUGCAUCGCCCCGGAUCAGAUUUGCCAGACGCUGCUAUGAGACAUCACCAUUUUCAAGAUGACAGUGCAAACUAUUACGAAGGUGCGGUAAGGGCUCAAUCACUAUCCCGUGCUCAUGUUCCUCACGUUAUAAAUAUUGAUAUUGGAGGGCGUGGAGAAAGCCGAAGCACACCUCCACCACGCACCGUCCAGCCGAAGCCGUCUCCAGCUUCAGCAUCAACUGAGUGUCCGCCUAAUGCUACUACCACACCUAUGCAACCUGAUGAUGCACUUCUACGCCGACUUGCAUCAUCCCACUAUCAAUCCUAUACGGCAGCAUUAACAGUGACAAUAGCCGUCGGUUGUUUUCUCCUACUCCUUAACGUUCUCAUAUUUGCAGGGAUUUACCACCAAAGGGGCUCCCGGCCUCGGCGUUGCAAAGACGAUCUGGCCGAGGCCGGGAGCUCAUCAUCCUCAGAUAACUAUGAUGGAAAGUUAGACUAUGAAGUUAGAGCUUUUGAUGGCAAAGGAUUCGGGUUUGAGUGCAAAUCACACGUACAACGCAGUUCGGGGUCAAAAUUUGAUCUUCGAACAUUAUCUGAUUGCGGAGAACCCACUUUCGGGGAGUAUAGUUGCUAUGAUGAAAAACAUCGGGCGGCCCGAAGUUCGUUGCCGGACGUCAGCGUCGGUAGUGCGAUUGAAGCAGGUAGUGUUGUUUGUAUUGAUACUCAAAAGCCAGAUAUACAAAAGGUUGAAGGACGUAAUUCGGAUGCUAUAGGAAGGACUAGUACAUUUGAACCGCGAGUUGUAGAUAGUUCUACUCAAGUUAAAUUUGGUCCAUUAGCAGAUUCGUCUGACGCAACGUCCGAUACAAAUGGUGAUUCAGAAUCGGGCGCUACAGGUUCAGGCAUUUUAAGGGUCCCGCCCGCAGCCACCACGCCCGCACCACCAGGUAUUAUGAAGAAACGGGUUCAAAUACAAGAGAUAUCUGUA